AUGAUCAAAGUGGAUGUCUCACAAGAUCUGCCAGGCGUCGUGGACAUCCAGAAGGAGGCUCACCCAAGACGAUUGUCGCGCCAGAGAUGGCUGAUGCUAUCGAUCCUCUGCUUGGAUAUAUGUGUCAGUUACCUCCCGUAUUACACCUUUGUGCCGAUUCUCCGCCAGAGCAUGCAGGUCUAUGGGGCGGAUGAGGCAGCCCUGAAUUGGCUCUGCAUUAUGUACGCUUUGGUUUAUAUCCCAGGGGCUUUCCUGACAGGCCCCAUCGUUGGCAAGAUCGGCUGCCGCUGGACGUUCAUCGUGUCGAUGGCGUUGAAUGUCGCUGGCUGCGUCGUCCGCUGUGGCCCGCAGUACGUGACGAGCUUCCUCGAGGCGUCGGCGCUCCUGCACCCUCUCAACGAGACCUCCAGGCCCCCAGGGAUCGACAACGGCAGCCUGCCUGGCGAGCCUGGCGGCGUGCCGGGGCCGCCGCUGGUGCCGGCGGUGAUGCCGUACGCCUGGCUGCUGAUCGGGCAGGCGUUGUGCGCGAUGGGGCAGCCGUUGCUGGUGAACACCACCUCGGAGAUGGGGGCGGAGUGGUUCCCGCCACACGAGCGCCCGACGGCCGCCAUGGUCUCGAACCUGAUGAAUUUCGUAGGCAGCUCGCUGUCCUUCAUGCUCCCGACGCUGCUGGUUGAGGAUCACCCCGACAGCCUGGAGGCGGCCGAGCGCGAGAUGACGCGGCUCAUGCAGGCCCAGCUCGGCAUCGCCUUCUUUUCCAUGGUGAUCACGGCGGUCCUGUACCGAGAUCCUCCCAUGCGGAGCGCCGCGUGUCUCGAGAGGCUCGGCGUGCCGUUCCACAGGGAGAUGUUGGCGAUGCUGAGCCUGCGCGAUUUCUGGGUCGUCAACGGGCAGUUCGCGGUGUACGUCGCACUGGGCCACGCCUUUGACGCCGUCGAGGGUACCCUUCUGGAGCAUUACGGCUACAGCGCGUCGGUUGCAUCUUGGACGGCUCUCGCUUGCGGGAUCACCUCCAUUCUGAGCACGCUGCUGGAGGCCAAGUACAUCGACAGCCCCACCAUGUACAGGGGCGCCCUCAUCGCCGCCAACGGCUGCAUCGGCGCCUCUCUGCUGAUAGGAUUUCUCUGCCUGCACUUCCGGAUGAGCGAGGGGUGGUUCAUAUUCGCGCUUGGCGUGUUCGGGCUCGCCACUCCUGGGUGGGGCUGCAGCUGCGAGCUGAGUGCGGAGGUCUGCUACCCUGCGCGUGAGGCGACGGUGAGCUCGGUCAUGGAGGCAUUUGGGAACAUGCUCGGCGUCUUCGGGAUCAUGAUCACGCAGGUCCUCAUCGAUGCCGGCUACGGAGCCAAAGUGCUGUUGCUGAUGGCCGCCUCGGCGGGCGUCGGGGCCACCAUGCUCCUCGGUCUGAGCGGGCGGCUGUGGCGGUUCGAGGCCGAGGCCGAAGCUGAGGAGGGUGCGCAUGCAGUCCGGGACGAUCGGGUGGCGACGCCGCAGCAGGCUCGAGAGAUCUUGUGCGACGUGUCGAAGCAGAGGCGCAUCAGGGCCAUCCCCCCGCGCUGCCAGCAGGUGAUGGCCUACGCGAGCAGCAAAGCCUGCUUCGCCUUGCCCGAGCCAGUGGCGAGGUUCCUGGGCGGCAGGACCGUGUUCGUCGUCGCCACGAGCGUGGUCCUCUGCAUCCUCCCGCUGUUCCGGUUCAGCCACAGCUUUUACCAGCCGGAUCUGCGAGAGUUCACCAGGGUAGAGGACCCUGGGCUCUCGGUUACCUUCGCGCAGAAUGCCUCGGGACCGGUGCAACUGAAUGUCCAGGGCAACAGCAGCACGGCCGGGCACGAUGGAGCGGGCAUUAUCUUUGAGAAUGGGCUGCACGAGCCCGUCAACGUUGUGAUCCACUGUGCCCAGGACUCCAAGAGGCUGGAGCGUUUCGCCAAGCACAUGGCAGAGGCCAACCUCUCCUUCCACGUCUUCGAGUGCUUCACCGGCAGUGAGCGGGAAGUCUCCGCCGCUGUGCACGCCCACCUCCUGCCUCCGUCCGCGCUCGGCGCCGUGGGCGGCGUGACCCACGCGGGGCUGGCCCGGCAGGAGCUCAUCGGCACCGCCAUCUCCCACCUGAGGCUCAUGAAGAGCAUCAGCCGGACGAGCGAGUGGAGAACUGUCAACGUGUUCGAGGACACCGAGGUCGUCUUUGCGGACUUCCGCAGGAAGCGCAAUGCGCUCCUUGCUCAGCUUCCGCGCGGCACGGACUUCGUGAACCUGAACACGCUGCGGCCUGCUGGCGACCGUGCCUUCGGCUCUGGAAAGAGCAGCGUGCUGCAGCACAAGAGCUCGCACUGGAUGGGCAAGCACGUGUUCCGCCUGAGGCAGGGCCUCUCCCCGUUCACGAACGGAUGGCUGGGCAACUACGUCGUGACGAAGAGGGGCGUCAAGAGGAUGAUGUCGCAGGGUUCUACCUACGACACGUUCGGCAAGUGGCAGGUGUUCGAGCAGCACGUGUUCGCCCAGUUCUACGAGGCGCCGCACAUGGCCGGCUUCGUCGGCUUCUCGGUGUCGGCGGGCGUGUUGUCGGUACGCUGCGAGUCGCGGCACGGCCAUCGUGGUGCCAGGGUCGCGCACAUGUGCAAGCUGCCCUGA
This is a messenger RNA of Prorocentrum cordatum, 2625 nucleotides long. NCBI's taxonomy places the organism in Eukaryota, Dinophyceae, Prorocentrales, Prorocentraceae. The record is from the annotation of a GenBank genome assembly.